Messenger RNA from Aspergillus sclerotioniger CBS 115572, 608 nucleotides. It is a transcript of the gene ccpA, whose product is annotated as protein ccpA. The record is from RefSeq and is a predicted model, not a curated record. The coding region runs from base 1 to 582 and encodes 193 amino acids. The transcript is spliced from 2 exons. NCBI's taxonomy places the organism in Eukaryota, Fungi, Ascomycota, Eurotiomycetes, Eurotiales, Aspergillaceae.
AUGUCAACCCUCUUCGUCGCAUCAACCCUUUGCCUGGCCCCAGCCGUGUACGGCUAUGGGGUGGCCGAAGUGACGGCAAGAGCCCACGCAGACUGUCAUCCCGAAGACCCUCCGAAUGAUCGGCUCAUUGGAGACCCACAGGAUGCGGUGGCCACCGAGGACACGUGCGAGAAGAUUGAGGUCAAGCAUGGCUUUGACAUUGAUGCGUACUCGGUGAGCAUGGUCGAUAUCACCAAGGAUACGUCGGAUCGAUGCCAUGCUCUUGGGAUUUACGCCAAUGAGGAGUGCAUGGGGCUGCCCAAUGCGCUGAUUCCCUUCUUCCCUGGAGAUACGCAGGGCGAGACUCGUUGCUUCAAGGAUACGCCUUUUGACAAGUACCUGUACGUUCGGCUGCUGUGUGAUGCCGACGACAAGGAUAAGGAUGGCAAGGAUGGCAAGGAUGGAUCCCCGGAUCAGCCCGAGUCUGAGGCUGAUAAAUCUGAAGCACCAGAAGCACCAGCUGAUGCAUCUGCUGAUACGCCUGCUGAUGCUCCUGCUGCUCCCAGCAGUGGAGGUCUUCUCAGUAGUCUUGGUCUCUGGUAGGAAUGGGUGGUAUGAACCAAAUGAGC